AUGCUCAGUCGAACUGGCUUUGUUGGUUCCCGAUGGAGGAGCGCACCAGUUCUAUCUACUGGUUCAUUAACCCGCCAUAACAAUUCUUCGCUGCACUUUGGCCGACGGCGACAAGCUCCGGGAUACCACAACCAAUAUGGACAACCUCGUGGCAUUUAUGGUCAGCCAACGCAAGGGGGGUACAAAGAAUAUUUCCAAGACCAAAGAGGUGUAAGGAGAAGAAAAUGGGCGCAGAGGUCUGGGUUAAUGGCGACGUUCAUGGCCGCGUCGAUGGGGCUCAUAUGGGUCACGUUUCAAGAAGAAAUCCCGGUCGUAGGAGGCAAGCAAUUCAACAUCAUUCCUCGCGAGUGGAUGCUACGACAUGAAGCAGAAUGGGACAUACACGUAAAGCAUAUUCAUGCUAUCGUGAAUAAGAUAGCUCCACAAGAACCUGGAAUCCUUUGGCCUGAAGACCAUCCUACAUCGAUGGUGGUGAGAAAAAUCUGGAUCAGAUUGCUAGAAGCCAGCGGAUACGACCCGAGCUUGUGGAAACUACAUAUCGUCAAUGCGCCUUCCAUUGCUGCUUGCGUGGCCAGCUUGGACAGGCAAGUAGUGGUGUACAGCGGAUCCCUCCAUGCAGCAUACGAUGAAGCUGGCAUGGCAAUGAUGCUAAGCGGUGCAAUCGCACGGGUGACUAUGAAUUCACUUGCUGUAGACACCAGCCAUUUCUACUUUGAAAAGGCCGCCGUACUUCCAGUUGUUCAGCUCAUCGUCACCUCUUUCUUCCUCAAGCGCCUCUGGUUCGUGGCUCUACCUUACUCGUACCUGUAUUUCGCUGUCAUGAAGAGAAGAUUGAGCCUCGAUUUCAUGGCAAAAGACUUCAACGAUUGCACCUACAUCUCGCUGGAGGCGAUGUGUCGAGCUGGGUACGACCUAACGGACGCACUGAACUUUGCUGUGAACAAUUAUUAUACUAGUAGGGAUCUUUUAGCCGAACUCGAAGAAGAAGCAGAGAGAGGGACGGUAGACCAAGGCUAUGUGGAUGCAAUACGGGAGUCGAAUUAUCUGGACCAACUCAGGGUCAUGAAGAUGCAUCAUAUGAUUCCGGAGAUCACAAAGAAAGUUGGGUCUGACAGGAUGGAGAGGCAAGAGCCGAAACUCUUGCCGACGGAGGUCUACGAGCAUCCGGGAGACAUUCAACCUACUGUGUCGUGGGAUUAA
Drepanopeziza brunnea f. sp. 'multigermtubi' MB_m1 is the source of this 1200-nucleotide messenger RNA. The record is from RefSeq and is a predicted model, not a curated record. Lineage: Eukaryota; Fungi; Ascomycota; Leotiomycetes; Helotiales; Drepanopezizaceae.